Molecule: messenger RNA, 1596 nt
Organism: Rotaria sp. Silwood2
Lineage: Eukaryota; Metazoa; Rotifera; Eurotatoria; Philodinida; Philodinidae
Source: the annotation of a GenBank genome assembly
AUGGCGUUAAAUCUAACUAAUUCAAUCGAUCACCAGUGUGUCAAUGCUCAUUUAUAUUCUCAAAAUUUUGCAUCAGUCAAAUUACGUUUUUCACCAACAAUAACAAUAUUAAUAUAUAGUAUUUAUUUAUUACCCUUUUGUUUCGGUAUAUUUGGUAAUAUAAGUGUAUGUCUUAUAUUUUUUCAACAAAGAAAAUUACGAUCAAUAACAAAUACAUUUUUAAUGAAUCUUUGUUUAAAUGAUUUAAUUGUAUUAUGUGUAUCUAUACCAAUGACAUUAUCAGCAGCAUUACUUGAACAUUGGAUAUUUGGUGCAUUUCUUUGUAAAUUAGUUAAUUUUACUCCAACAUUAACAGCACUUGUAUCAACAUUUACUGUUGCUAUCAUAUCUGUUGAACGUUGGUCUUUUAUUGUUAAUAAAAAAAAAUUUGAUCGGCAUGGUACAAUUGUAACACUUGUUUUACUUUGGACUGUAUCAAUAUUAAUUGCUUUACCUGAAUUUAUAUCUCGACAUAUAGAAGAAUUUGCACCACCACCAUUACAAUUUUCAAUGAUGAAAAUAAAUUCAUCACUAAAUAAUAAUAAUAAUAAUACAGAUUUAUCAACAAUGGAUAUGAUAAAACCAUCAUGUCAAAUGAAAAAAGUCUAUUUUUGUGUUUUAAAUCCUGGUUUACGUAUGCGAAUAUUUUCAUAUAUUGUUAUAACUGUACAAUAUUUAGUACCAUUUUUAUUUGUAUCUGUUAGUUGUUAUUCAAUAAGUCGUUUUCUUAAACGACGUAUGAAACAAAUGCGCGCAUAUCAAACACAUGAUUCAACAAGCUCUUAUAAUAAUAAUAAUAAUCCUAAACGAGAAAAAAAAACAAAAUUACAAUGUCAAAAUUUUCAGUUUGAUGGUAUAAGUGAAAAAAGAUGUACAAGUUAUGAAGAAUUACCUGUAACAAUAAUUACAAAUGAAAAUAAAUCAAAUAAUUUAUUAACAUGUAUUCGUAAUAUAUUUCAAAAUGGUGAAGAACAUGGUCAAAAUUCAAUUGUUUUAGAUCAACAAAGUCAUGCAUUAUCUUCUGAUGUUAAUACAGUAUUGAUGCCAAAAGUUAAAAAUCAAUCACAUAGUGAAAGACGUUUUCAUCGUAGUAGAAAAUUAUUAAUAUGUGUUGCUGCUCUUUUUACUAUAUCAUGGUUACCAUUAACGGUUGUACAAAUUUAUUUAGAACAUAAUGAAGAAAUAACACGUGAUGAACCAAAUUUUGUUUAUGCUUUUUUACUUAUACCUUGUUAUUUGAUAUCAUCACUAUCUGCUUGGAUGAAUCCUGUUAUUUAUAAUUAUAUUAAUCGUAGUUUUCGUCGUGAAUUUUAUGCACUUUAUCCUUGUUGUUGUAAGUUAACGUCAUCAUUAUCAUCACCAUCAUCUGUUCAUGAAAGAACAACAAUACCAUCAGUUACAACAAAACGAGCACAAAUACAAACAUUAAGAGAUAUAGAAGAAAAUACAAUUGUUUCAUUGCCUCGUCCAAAAAACAAAUUAGGAGCACGUUUCAUAACUUUUGCUGAUGGAGAAACGAAAAGUGUAGCAACAGUGAUGAUUAAUGAACAUAUUUGA